AUGGACUACACCAACGCCAUCCAUAUCAUCCCGGACGCCGCCGGUCCCGAAAGCUGGGCCAACUCUGCGGCGCCUCCUGGCGGGGACUCUGGGAUUUGGGCCACCGAGGACGACUACAGCCAGUGGAACGGCGACCAGGGGCUUAGCGGGGGUUGCUAUGGCGGUGACAGGAACUCGUCGCAGCCGCAUUCAAGGGCCGGCGGCGAGCAGCCGCCGCCGGGCAAGAAGCCCAGGGGCAGUGGGCCGUCGGGCGGCGGCGACGCCGGGAGCACGAGCAAGUCGCGCGCGAUUGGGAAGAUGUUCUUCAAGACGAAGCUCUGCUGCAAGUUCCGGGCAGGGACGUGCCCGUAUGUGACAAACUGCAACUUCGCUCAUGGGAUGGAGGAGCUGCGCAAGCCGCCCCCCAACUGGCAGGAGAUCGUGGCAGCACACGAGGAGGCGACGGAACAGAGAGAGGAGCACCAGAUCCCGAUCAUGACGUCGUCCAACGUGGUGCCUGGUGACAGCGUGUCUGGCAGGGCGUACAAGGGGCGGCACUGCAAGAAGUUCUACACCGAGGAGGGAUGCCCCUAUGGCGACGCAUGCACUUUCUUGCAUGAUGAGCAGUCCAAGGCGCGUGAGAGCGUCGCGAUUAGCCUAUCGCCGUCGGUUGGCGGGGGCAGCUACAACUCUGCUGCUGCUGCUGCCGCCUCUCCAAAUGGACCGACAAUUCUGAAGCCGUCGAAUUGGAAGACGAGGAUUUGUAACAAGUGGGAGAUGACUGGCUACUGCCCCUUCGGUAGCAAGUGCCACUUUGCUCAUGGAGCUGCUGAACUCCACAAGUAUGGUGGGGGACUUGUCGACAUUGACGGGAGGGACAUUGCAUCAACUCCGGACUCGAAGCAGGCUGCGGCAUCUUCGAAACUUCCUGUGGAGACUCCUGCUGCAUCCACUGCGGUGCCCCCUCAUGCAGACGUUUACCAUUUAGGCAGCCAGACACAGCGUUCCGCCUUGGCCAGCCAAAGGUCCGGGCAGCUACAGAGGCCAAUCCAGAAAUGGAAAGGCCCCGACAAGAUAAGCAGGAUCUAUGGUGAUUGGAUAGACGAAACCGACUAG
Molecule: messenger RNA, 1095 nt
Organism: Triticum turgidum subsp. durum (durum wheat)
Lineage: Eukaryota; Viridiplantae; Streptophyta; Magnoliopsida; Poales; Poaceae
Source: the annotation of a GenBank genome assembly